Messenger RNA from Conger conger (European conger), 3974 nucleotides. RefSeq names its product RAB11a, member RAS oncogene family, like (gene rab11al). NCBI's taxonomy places the organism in Eukaryota, Metazoa, Chordata, Actinopteri, Anguilliformes, Congridae. The record is from RefSeq and is a predicted model, not a curated record. Gene Ontology annotation, cellular component: axon; transport vesicle; postsynaptic recycling endosome. The transcript is spliced from 5 exons. Gene Ontology annotation, biological process: exocytosis; neurotransmitter receptor transport, endosome to postsynaptic membrane; melanosome transport. Gene Ontology annotation, molecular function: GTPase activity; GTP binding. The coding region runs from base 378 to 1028 and encodes 216 amino acids.
GGGUCAUAUCUUUCGGAAAUACAGUCAACUCGGAAACACGCAUAACUUUCCUGUGAGCGAACUGUGGUUCAAAAGAGCGAAAAAGGGGAGCACUAAUCUUACGAAGAAGGGCAACUGUGUGGCAGCACAUGAGUCUGAGUUCCUAAUUAGCUUGAUACAAAUGCGGAAGUUAUUUUAUUAGAUAGGUACUAGUUAGCAGGCAAAGAAACCGUCUUCCUAGUCCAAGCAAGGAAGUAGCCUACUCGUGACGUGAGUUGCAGGCAAGCUAGCUCGGCAAGUUUUUUUAAACUGCACCGUGCGAGCUCAUUCACUACUUCGGCUAAAUUGUUCUGAGAAGAUCAAAAGCUAAGCUACCGUUUAAUAAGCAUUUUGGAGAAAUGGCCAGCAGGGAAGACGAAUACGAUUACCUUUUCAAAGUGGUGCUGAUCGGAGACUCGGGCGUGGGGAAGAGUAACCUGCUGUCCCGUUUCACCCGGAACGAGUUCAACCUGGAGAGCAAGAGCACCAUCGGCGUGGAGUUCGCCACGCGGAGCAUCCAGGUGGAGGGCAAGACCGUGAAGGCCCAGAUCUGGGACACGGCCGGCCAGGAGCGCUACAGAGCCAUCACCUCCGCGUACUACCGGGGCGCGGUGGGGGCGCUGCUGGUGUACGACAUCGCCAAGCACCUGACCUACGAGAACGCGGAGCGCUGGCUGAAGGAGCUGCAGGACCACGCCGACCACAACAUCGUCAUCAUGCUGGUGGGCAACAAGAGCGACCUGCGCCACCUGAGGGCCGUGCCCCUCGACGAGGCCAAGGCCUUCGCAGAGAAACACGGGCUGUCCUUCCUGGAGACCUCCGCUCUGGACUCUUCCAACGUUGAGCUGGCCUUCCAGACCAUUCUCACAGCGAUAUACCACAUUAUGUCCCAGAGACAGAUGUCGGGCCGCAAUGACUCUGAUUUCUCGCCCAACUCCAACGUGGUUCCCAUCACGGUGCAGCCCACCCAGACGUCCAACAAACAGAGCUCCUGUUGCCAGGGCAACUGAGCCCGGAAGAGGGGAGGGGCCUAGGGCACAGGGGUGGGGCCAGGGGAGGGAAAGUGUCUGGGUAGGGGGUGUGUUUCUGUGUUUGAAACCACAUACAUGGCAUACUACCUGUACUACAUUUAAUUGAAAAUCAGCCUUAAAUUUAGUACAGGUAGUAUGCGGUCUUGUGUGCGUCGUUGGAGAAUCAAAACGGUCAGACACGCCACUGUUACCGUCACGCAAAUCCAGGAGGGGCCUUCUGAUUGGUUGUUUUCGUGCACUAAUGAAACCCUGGUAUUUAUUGGUUAUAGCGGGCAGUGCGCUUUCGCCUGCUCCGUCAGGUGGUGUAAAGACUUCCCAAAACCUUGUUUCAUAACAAGACCGUAAAGUGAUAAGUGAUUAGAAUUAUUGUUAUCAUUCUGUUGGACACACGCCUGUCUGUCAGAGUAACCUCCGACCCAGUUGUGGCAAAGAUUGUCACCGGCUCAAAAUCCAAAUGUAUUUAUUUUUUAAUCCUACAACCCCAAAUUUAAAAUGAGCGGAAACUGUAAGAGUGUGUUCUUGCCCAUAGAUGUCAGUGAGGAAAAAUAUUUUUGAAGGGAUCACUUUUUUUUUCUUCUUUUUUUUUUCUCUUUGUUCUAAACUUUCUAAACUUUGUGUUGUGUAUCUUACUAAUGAUCUAGAUUGAAAUUAGAAUUACGAAUCAGGAGAGUGGACGAAUGAAAUUGAAUGUUUAGCGUAGUGCCGGUGGGAAAUUGUUACAGUGUUGGAGUGGACUAUGCAAUCACAGGUCAGCAUUUCCCCAAAGAAAGUCCAGCGUACUGUACCCCCACCCCCUCACCCUGGGCCCCUUAUAGCACACUCUCAGGUCGUCAGACAGAGGGGAGUGGGUCCAUUCCAAACCUCUCCUUCCUGCCUCCACCCCCCCCCAAUCACUGCUCAGCAAUUCUCAAAUGAUGCAAAGCAUUCUGGGUAUCCUGAGAGGUUUCGCUUUCUGAAAGUAGUUUCAGAAGUUUUGCUCAGCAACCCCCUCCCCUCACGAACAUGCACACACACACACACGCGCUCUCACGACGCGCAUGCACGCUCUCUCACACACACACACACACACACACACACAAGCACACACACACACACACACACGUGCAUGGGUUCUCCCUUGCACUGUUUUCUUUGAAUCAUUCCUUUAUGUAUUUAAUGCUGUUUGAAUGUAACUGAUUUCCACACACGCCUUCCAGAAUAGAUUUGCAGAUUUCAGAUGAGGGGUGUUAUUUGCUGUGGGUUGUUUUUGUGCUGCUUCCAUUAUUGUGUGUGUGUGUGUGUGUGUGAGAGAGAGAGAGAGAUCUUCUCGCUCCGAGAAGCCUAAUGCCUUACUUCACGUUUGGAAUCGAAGCUCUGCUCCGGUCUAAUCGGUGGAGAGUCUCAGUCAGGACUGUGAUUAUUUUUUUUUCUUCCUGAUGAUUCAGGAUGUACUGCUCUUACAGACCCUAAGCGGCCAAUCAGAGGCAGGCGGACUCGGGAGUGCCGCGCACGCACACCGCGGGUGGAAGAAGAACGCGUUCAGACACCCAAGCCCAACGCUUAGGGUUUGAAGAUCAGUAUUUCCGCUGUUUUCCUUGCUCUCCCGUAGACACUACCGUGACGCCAUUGCCCAGACCUGCUCCCCUCCCCCCCCCCCCUCAACCUGUACCGAUUCAAUCGUCUGGCGGUCGUACGGUUUUAAAUGCCGUAAUUCUGUGCGAGACCUCCAGGAGGCCUGAGAGUGUAGUCCAUGGAAAGACGUGUAUUUAUGAGGUGUGCCACGACGGCUUUCAGUCAGGGGUGCCAACCACCGGUCCCGGAGGGGCCUCGGUGUCUGCAGGUUUUAGCGGUUUGCGAUUAAUUGGCAUCGAUUUGAGGUAUUUUUUUUGGCAAAGUGUGCGGUGGGCUCUUUAGCCGGUUAAUCGCGUGAGCGCUGAAACGUACCGCAAACCCUGCCGCUCUGGAGUCCGACACCGUGCAGCCCCCAUCCUUAAAACAGAAAACAAAGACAAACAGGAAGUCGGGGUAGUGAAAUGAAACCGGGGGGGAAGUGGUGGAAUUGCGUGCUGUUCCGCUCAUUUUAAACCGCUUUAAACCGAAAGUCACUUGAUUCUGAGGGUGUCGGGGGAAAGGCCUAGUUUCUGUUGUCACCUGAGCAAUAACCACUAAAACUGAGCUGGGCAUUUAUCACAUUUUUUAUGAAUCCUAUCCCAGGAAUGGAUACUGUACUCCAAAAAAAUAAAAAUAAAAAUAGCAUACCGUUUUUAGCCAUUCCAGGUCAUACUAAUAAGUCUUACUAGCCUGUUGCAGGCUACGGUUUAUAACACUAGUGUGCUCCUGGUAAGACCUGGACUGGCUCCCUGUAGUCCGGAGGUCACAAACUCCAGACCUGCGGAGGGUUGCCCUGUCAAAGUUGUGACGCCUUAACAAAUCACUGAUGUCAAGAACUUUAAGAGCAACAAACUUCAAGUGCUGAAAGCACCAAUGAACGGCGGACACCAUGGGACCCUCCAGGACUGGAGUUUGAGAGCUCUGCUGUACCACAGUUGACGCCUCCGAGCUCCGAGCCCUAGACCCAAACCCCUAGCCCCCCAUACUCCUCAGGCCCCCACAGGGUCUGCUGGUUUUCUGCUGUCCCACAGUAGUGAGUAGAUCCAUUAAAGCAGUUGCUUGUGGUCAACUCCCUUCACAUUUGUGUGUGUGUGUGUGUGUAGGGGUAGGGUCUGAAUUGGUUUACAGAUUGUAUUUUCUUUUUUGUGAAGACAAAAACCAGCAGACCCCCCACCCCCCAUUGUCUACAUUUUAAACUCAGAACACAGAAUGCGUACCAGAGGGAUUUUUAAAGCGAGGGGUUUUUAUUGUGAAUGUUCCUGUAUAUGUAUAUGUGGCUUCAAAUGUGUACAUAUAUUAUAUAAAAAUAUAUAAUAAAAGCAUUUGUUAAAUAAA